This is a messenger RNA of Cydia splendana, 1954 nucleotides long. It is a transcript of the gene dimm, whose product is annotated as class A basic helix-loop-helix protein 15-like. Gene Ontology annotation, biological process: positive regulation of transcription by RNA polymerase II; sensory organ development; axon development. Gene Ontology annotation, cellular component: nucleus. The record is from RefSeq and is a predicted model, not a curated record. The transcript is spliced from 5 exons. Lineage: Eukaryota; Metazoa; Arthropoda; Insecta; Lepidoptera; Tortricidae. Bases 259 to 879 code for a protein of 206 amino acids. Gene Ontology annotation, molecular function: DNA-binding transcription factor activity, RNA polymerase II-specific; protein dimerization activity; E-box binding.
GCCGCGGCCGCCACCGCCCGAGCCUCGCGCCGCUCGCCAGUCUCCACUCCACUCCACUCAGAGGCGCGUGGCGGUCGCGCAACGCCUCAGCCGCUGGCUCCAUAUCACUUUUACUCGAUUGAAAUUCGCAAACCGUGCCCGCGCGGAACUGUCACUUUCGCUCCAGAUCCCCGACCGGUCCCAAUUAUGAUACCAUUGUGAUUCUAACCAGUGAAGUGCGCCCUUAAGCUGAUUUCAGCUACGUCCCGAGAUCUCAAAAUGCCCCAAUGGGCUAGCGCAGCGGAGGGCGGCGGUUCCGAGGCCGAGUCGCCGGUGCAGAUGACGUGUUACGAAGACGAAACCUCCGAGUAUUAUGAGAACAAACCCGACAUAGCUGACAUGAAGAUAGAACAAGCUGGUGAAUUUUACGACAGCGCAAGCGGCAGCGAUGAGGUGGUGGUCCGUCGGGGCUGCCGCACGCGGCGGGCGGCGGCCGGCUCCUCCUCAUCCGCCACUUCUGCUGGCUCCGGCACCGGCCGCCGCCGGCGAUGCGGCAUCUCCGCCCGGGAACGGAAUCUACGCCGGUUGGAGAGCAAUGAACGGGAACGCAUGCGCAUGCAUUCACUCAACCGAGCUUUCGAGGACCUGCGCCGGGUAAUUCCGCACGUGAAGAAAGAUAGCAGAAGCCUCUCCAAAAUAGAAACCUUAACUCUUGCCAAAAAUUACGUUAAGGCUCUCACAAACGCCAUUUGCUCUAUGAGAGGCGAGGUGCCUCGUUACAAUUUCGACAGUGCAGAUGAAAACGUAGAGCCAGUUUUCGUGUUGAGCCGCGACGAGCAGAACAACAACGAGCCAACGGACGAACCCCAAGAGACGGAGUCAAGCGUCCGGCCUCUCUGACCCCGCGGCCCGACCAACCCACUCAUCCUCACCGCUCAGUCAAACGUUGCCACUAUGCUCUCGAUUUAAUAUUAGUAAAUUAAUCUAUCUAUAUCUAUAUUCGUUGCCAAAAAUACUUAUAUAGGUAGCUACUUAUAGACAAAAAUAAACAGCAGGAUUAAUAUAUGGAUACCGUAUGGGAUAAUCUUCACUUAGGUAAUCUCUAAUAUCUCCUAACCGUGGAGCACGUAAGUAUGUAGAAAGAUGCAAUGGAUGCAAUUGAUUCCUUGCACGAAAAUGCAAAAAAAAAUCCAUUUGAACUCCCCGGUGAGAGCGCAUACCGAUGCCGUGAAGUGAGAAAUAUGACCCUUACUUACUGCAUCGCCUCGUCCAAACCUGCGUUAUAAUUUGAUUGGGACCCGCCCCGCUAGCCCAUAUAGAAAUAUGUACCUAAGUGCGAGAGAGACGAAUGUUUUAUAUCGGCUGUAAACUUAUCGUACUACCGGAAUUAUUCUUGACUUCUGAUAGUUCUGAUUCUAGCUAGUGCACGGCCGUUAAUUCAAAAUUCAAUCAAAUUUACGAACAAUGCUUAGACCUUGCUUAGACUAAAUGGAUAAGUGGAUUUGAACAAAUUAACUCUGUACUACCUAUACAGUGUGGAAAGAUAAGUCGGGCCCUGGAGGGAAACUACCUUAAAUCCUUAAGCUGGCUCAUUUUACUUAAUUAAAGGAGACAUUCCUUUAUUUUUAAAAAGAAACAAAACUGCAUUCAAAGAUUUUCUAAAACUCGCUUGCCUCGCCCGGGACUCGAACCGACUAAAAAUUCCAAAAAAUAAAACUCGCAAUUUUAUUCUACUAGUCGAUACAGUUGAUGUUAAUGAUAACAUUUCUCCAAGGAACAUUAGGUCUUACACUCGUCUGUCGUACAAAAUAUCCAUAAUAUCUAAUAUUUAGUACUCAAGAUUUUUUUAGACAAGCCAAAUUGAAGAAAAAAAGAAAAAUACUUUAAAUGCAGUUUUGUUUCUUUUUAAAAAUAAAGGAAUGUCUCUUUUUAGUAAAAUGAGCCAGCUUAAGGAUUUAAGGUAGUUUCCCUUCAG